Messenger RNA from Rattus rattus (black rat), 872 nucleotides. It is a transcript of the gene Cwc15, whose product is annotated as CWC15 spliceosome associated protein homolog. Bases 141 to 830 code for a protein of 229 amino acids. NCBI's taxonomy places the organism in Eukaryota, Metazoa, Chordata, Mammalia, Rodentia, Muridae. The transcript is spliced from 7 exons. Gene Ontology annotation, cellular component: catalytic step 2 spliceosome. Gene Ontology annotation, molecular function: RNA binding. Gene Ontology annotation, biological process: mRNA cis splicing, via spliceosome. The record is from RefSeq and is a predicted model, not a curated record.
AAUUGAGUCCCAGGUGUAGGGACUGGAAGUUCUGCAUUUUGUUUCCGGUUUUGCGCAGAGAUUUCUGGGAGUUAAGGGUCGCAAUGGUUCGUGAGUGAGCUUCUGAAGGCACUGCGUCGAACCCCCGCCACAAACAGAAGAUGACAACAGCAGCCAGGCCAACUUUUGAACCUGCAAGAGGUGGGAGAGGAAAAGGAGAAGGUGAUUUGAGCCAGCUCUCCAAGCAGUAUUCAAGCAGAGACCUUCCCUCUCAUACAAAGAUAAAGUACAGACAAACCACACAGGAUGCCCCUGAAGAGGUUCGCAACCGUGACUUCAGGAGAGAGUUGGAAGAGAGGGAGAGAGCUGCUGCAAGGGAGAAAAAUAGGGACCGUCCAACCCGAGAACACACAACUUCCUCUUCGGUGUCCAAGAAGCCCCGCUUAGACCAGAUUCCUGCUGCCAACCUUGAUGCUGACGAUCCUCUCACAGAUGAGGAAGAUGAGGAUUUUGAAGAGGAAAGCGAUGACGAUGACACUGCAGCUCUUCUUGCAGAGCUAGAAAAGAUCAAGAAGGAGAGAGCUGAAGAGCAGGCCAGAAAGGAGCAAGAACAAAAAGCAGAGGAAGAGAGAAUUCGCAUGGAAAACAUUCUGAGUGGAAACCCUCUCCUGAAUCUCACGGGCCCGUCCCAGCCUCAGGCCAACUUCAAGGUUAAAAGAAGGUGGGACGAUGAUGUUGUUUUUAAGAACUGUGCAAAGGGUAUAGAUGAUCAAAAGAAAGACAAAAGAUUUGUAAACGAUACGCUGCGAUCUGAAUUUCACAAAAAGUUCAUGGAGAAAUAUAUCAAGUAGUACAGUUUUAUGUGCUUAAUUAAAGAUAAAGUGUCCAGGAUC